Racocetra persica is the source of this 1012-nucleotide messenger RNA. The record is from the annotation of a GenBank genome assembly. NCBI's taxonomy places the organism in Eukaryota, Fungi, Glomeromycota, Glomeromycetes, Diversisporales, Gigasporaceae.
GUUAUAUACUAGUAGAAAUAAAAUGAGUAAGAUUACUAAAGCGAUGGAGUCGUCCUCCGACGCCGUGGAUGCUGCAGUUUUGCGUAUUGCAGAGCUACUCAGAUCACCUGAUGACUUAGUAAAGACCAGUCUCUUACGUAAGAGGCUUGCGAUAGAAAAAGCUACCAUUGAUGCUCAACUAAAAUCUGGAGUAAAAGCGCAACUAGAUAAUACCCAGGAAGGUAUUGACAAGCUAACUUCUUCUAGAAAACAAAUGUUCAUCAUAAAAGAAAAUAUGCAAGCUAUCGAUCGCUUAUGCUCAGAAGCACAAGAUAUGAUUCAGCAUUUUCCACGGAUUAAUAAGAUUUCUCAAAUACAUCGCAAUUUUGUUGCUACACAAGAAACUGCACAAAAAUUACAAGAAAUGUAUUCGACAGUUGAUCAAAUACAAAACCUGUUACAACAAGAUAAACAAAAUAUAAUGGGGCCUGCAGAGAAUUUGCUGCUUAUUCAUUAUCAGCUUUUCAGACUCCAAGAAUUUCGGGAUAAUACUAUGCAUCAGGCAAAAAAUACAUCACAAGAUGAUGUCAUACUCAUAUUAGAACAAUAUUUCAAAAGGUUAGAUGAAUUGUCCAAUGAAUUUGUUGAAUAUCUUUGGGCAUUAACAAAAAACAUGAUUGAAUUAGUCAAGGUAGGCCAAGGAUCUGUGAUAGUACGUGUAGUUAAAAUUAUCGAAACGGAGGAAAGAGCGGAUGAAAGAGCAACAGCAGCAGAACAUGCACGAUAUAGUCACCAAGACCUCGCUACCAAAUUUAAAUCUAUUCAAGCAAGUCCACGUGUCAUUAGAUCUUAUAGGAGCCAAUUUCAGGAUAAGCUGCAUGAUUCUAUUUCUGAAUUAUUUGAAAGGUUUUAUAAUGAGUUUCGAGACGAUCAUAUGAGAUUAUUAGACGAAAUGGAAUUUAUAUAUGAUCAUCUUGAAUUAGUAUAUCAAGAAAUUGUCCCACGAUUUCCAACCAAAUAUAAUAUCUUUUCC